Molecule: messenger RNA, 626 nt
Organism: Capsicum annuum
Lineage: Eukaryota; Viridiplantae; Streptophyta; Magnoliopsida; Solanales; Solanaceae
Product: ATP synthase subunit epsilon, mitochondrial
Exons: 2
Coding region: 173-382 (69 amino acids)
Biological process (GO): proton motive force-driven mitochondrial ATP synthesis
Cellular component (GO): mitochondrial inner membrane
Molecular function (GO): proton-transporting ATP synthase activity, rotational mechanism
Source: RefSeq, a predicted model, not a curated record
AAGUUUAACUGGACCUAAGUGGAAUAUUAGAAAGAUCAAAUCAUACUUGACAAAAAAGUUGAGGUACUAAAAACCACAAUUGAGCAAUCCAAGUUAGAGGAAUAUACAAAUACCCCUUUUGUUUUCCAUAGGAAGAGCAAUAAUUGUGAAGGAAAGAAAGAGCGGCGGAGAAAUGGCAUCGAACGCAGCAGCACCAUUUUGGAGGUCAGCUGGGAUGACUUACAUAACAUACUCAAAUCUCUGUGCUAAUCUUGUCAGGAACUGCCUCAAGGAACCUUACAAGACGGAAGCUUUGAGCCGUGAGAAGGUCCAUUAUUCCAUUUCUAAAUGGGUUGAUGGCAAACCUCAGAAACCCACCCUCCGAUCUGAUACUCCUGAAUGAAGAACGAGGAUGGAUCUUGGGAUUUGUUUUUGAUGUUAUAUGAAUUUUUGUUCUGCUCCUGUGCUGGAGCUUGCAUUAACUACUGUUGAUCUUCUAAUAACGACGUAGUAACUAGACUUUGGUCCUACACAUGCUGGGAUUGAAAUCGGAAAGUGAUUUGGUGAUUAGCAAUAAUCUCUUGGCUGUAGCGUCUUAAAAGGCAACACUCGUGUGUAAUGCAAAAGAUUUUAAGACUUUGUUCUCA